Dentiscutata heterogama is the source of this 184-nucleotide messenger RNA. The record is from the annotation of a GenBank genome assembly. Lineage: Eukaryota; Fungi; Glomeromycota; Glomeromycetes; Diversisporales; Gigasporaceae.
AUUAGAUCAAGAAUUUGUAAAAAUUCAACACAAAAAUCGUUUAGCACCCGGCGAUUUUCCAAAUUUGGAGCGAUUUAAAACUGGUCUUAGUGUUUACAAAUUUGAAAAGUUCAAUAACUUAAAAACCCAACUUAUUGAAAAGGCUGAUGAUGUAUGUAUUGUUAGAUCUUCGUACGAAUCUUAA